AUGGGAAGAGCUAGAAGCAGCAGAAGCACCAGCACUGAGAGUAAAAAAAGUUGCAAUAGAGGACAUUGGAGACCCGCUGAAGAUGAAAGACUUAAGCAACUUGUGAAGCAAUAUGGUCCUCAGAACUGGAACUUUAUUUCUGAACAUCUUGAAGGAAGAUCAGGGAAAAGUUGCAGAUUGAGGUGGUACAAUCAGCUAGACCCAAAUAUUAUUAAAAAGCCAUUCACUGAUGAGGAUGAAGAAACGCUUCUAGCACUUCACAAAGUGAAGGGAAACAAAUGGGCUGCAAUAGCCAGAUUCUUCCCUGGAAGAACUGACAAUGCUGUCAAGAAUCACUUCCAUGUAUUGACAGCCAGAAGGAGGAGAGAGCGCUUAACACUCUUUGGUGACACCAUUGGUCAUAAUUCAAGGAUGAAUUUUAACUUGCAAAACUACAAAAACAAAGGAAUCUUCGGUGUGUCUUCUUCACAGACACCAUCUACUCCUUGGACUCUAUUUAGUGGCUCUUCGACCAUCACAUCAAGUUUUGAUGCUUCUUGUGUAGUUAACAAGGCUCACAAAGACUCAAGUGUUUCUUCAAGUGCUGCAGAAAAAUCAUCAUCAUCAUAUGAUUUCGAAGCUGUUGGUUCUUCUAUUCUUGGCAGUUACCAUAGCUUCACUGCACCAGGACUUCCCAGUAUUGGCAAGGUUGUUCCCCUUCCACGUAAAUUUUCAAACUACAAUAAUUAUGGCCACAGAACUUAUGUGGACUCGAUCAAAAGCAGCAUCACAGGUAAAACUCCACGUGAUAACGCACUGUGCAAAUCGAGUACCAUGAUUAGUAAUGAGAAAGAACCUCUUAAUCUCAAACAAAAGGGUGUUUCGUUCAUAGACUUUCUUGGAGUUGGAAGUUCUUCUGCCCAUGAUGACAAUAUUAGUGGACCAUGA
Molecule: messenger RNA, 927 nt
Organism: Abrus precatorius (Indian licorice)
Lineage: Eukaryota; Viridiplantae; Streptophyta; Magnoliopsida; Fabales; Fabaceae
Product: transcription factor MYB56
Exons: 2
Coding region: 1-927 (308 amino acids)
Biological process (GO): regulation of DNA-templated transcription
Cellular component (GO): nucleus
Molecular function (GO): RNA polymerase II cis-regulatory region sequence-specific DNA binding; DNA-binding transcription factor activity, RNA polymerase II-specific
Source: RefSeq, a predicted model, not a curated record